Molecule: messenger RNA, 1440 nt
Organism: Caenorhabditis briggsae
Lineage: Eukaryota; Metazoa; Nematoda; Chromadorea; Rhabditida; Rhabditidae
Gene: Cbr-nuo-1
Product: Protein CBR-NUO-1
Exons: 7
Coding region: 1-1440 (479 amino acids)
Biological process (GO): mitochondrial electron transport, NADH to ubiquinone
Molecular function (GO): NADH dehydrogenase (ubiquinone) activity; NAD binding; FMN binding
Source: RefSeq, a predicted model, not a curated record
AUGGCUUCGGCAGCAGUAUCUCUCGGGGCAAGGUUAAUUGGACAGAAAGUGCCGAAAGUAGCCGUUCGUGGAGUCGUAAAGUCGGCUCAAAAUGCAAAUACCCCGGCGAAGCAAGAGAAAACAUCGUUCGGAAAUCUGAAGGACAGUGACCGUAUUUUUACUAAUCUUUACGGAAGACAUGAUUAUCGCUUGAAGGGAGCACAAGCUCGUGGUGACUGGUAUAAAACCAAAGAAAUUAUUCUGAAAGGAUCUGACUGGAUCCUUGGCGAACUGAAAACUUCGGGUCUUCGUGGAAGAGGAGGUGCUGGUUUCCCAUCUGGAAUGAAGUGGGGUUUCAUGAACAAGCCUUUCGAUGGUCGCCCGAAAUAUCUCGUGGUUAAUGCUGACGAAGGAGAACCAGGAACUUGCAAAGAUCGAGAGAUCAUGCGCCACGAUCCACACAAGCUUAUUGAAGGAUGCCUUAUCGGAGGAGUGGCAAUGGGGGCUCGUGCUGCCUACAUUUACAUUCGUGGAGAGUUUUACAACGAGGCAUGCAUUCUUCAAGAGGCUAUCAACGAGGCUUACAAGGCUGGUUACCUUGGAAAAGAUUGCCUUGGUACCGGAUACAACUUUGAUGUAUUCGUUCAUCGUGGUGCUGGAGCUUACAUUUGUGGAGAGGAGACUGCUUUGAUUGAGUCUCUCGAAGGAAAGCAAGGAAAGCCACGUCUGAAGCCUCCAUUCCCAGCUGAUAUCGGAUUGUUCGGAUGCCCAACCACUGUCACCAACGUCGAGACUGUCGCUGUCGCACCAACUAUCUGCCGUCGUGGAGGUGAUUGGUUCGCUUCUUUUGGACGCGAAAGAAAUCGUGGAACCAAGCUUUUCUGCAUCUCUGGUCAAGUUAACAACCCAUGCACUGUUGAAGAAGAAAUGUCUGUCCCAUUGAAAGAUCUGAUCGAACGUCAUUGCGGAGGAGUCAUUGGAGGUUGGGACAACCUUCUUGCUAUUAUUCCAGGAGGUUCAUCAGUUCCACUCAUGCCAAAGAGCGUCUGUGACACCGUUCUCAUGGAUUUCGACGCCCUCGUUGCUGCUCAAUCUGGUCUUGGAACCGCCGCCGUUAUUGUGAUGAACAAGCAAACAGAUAUCGUCAAAUGUAUUGCUCGACUUUCCCUCUUCUAUAAGCAUGAGUCUUGCGGACAAUGUACACCAUGCCGUGAAGGAUGCAAUUGGCUUAACAAGAUGAUGUGGCGUUUUGUCGACGGAAAAGCGAAGCCAUCUGAGAUUGAUAUGAUGUGGGAGCUCAGUAAGCAGAUCGAAGGUCACACAAUUUGCGCUCUUGGAGAUGCUGCUGCAUGGCCUGUUCAAGGUCUUAUUCGUCACUUCCGACCUGAACUCGAACGUAGAAUGGCAGAGUUCCACAAGCAAGUUUUGGCUGAACAAGGAGCCAAGCAAAUCAGUCAAUAA